This is a messenger RNA of Nerophis ophidion (straightnose pipefish), 777 nucleotides long. RefSeq lists its product as uncharacterized. The transcript is spliced from 4 exons. Gene Ontology annotation, biological process: intracellular iron ion homeostasis. The record is from RefSeq and is a predicted model, not a curated record. Gene Ontology annotation, cellular component: nucleus; cytosol. Bases 141 to 401 code for a protein of 86 amino acids. NCBI's taxonomy places the organism in Eukaryota, Metazoa, Chordata, Actinopteri, Syngnathiformes, Syngnathidae. Gene Ontology annotation, molecular function: 2 iron, 2 sulfur cluster binding.
AUAAGAAGAAGAAAGGACUUUGCAGCGACCAAUCAAAUGAGCUUCGGGGAGUGCAGGGCGUGGUCAGACCUGCUCUGCGCUGAGGUUUAUAAAUUUGCGUACAGGAAAUACAAGAAUUAUCAGGACAUACAAUCUUCCAAAUGGCCGUAACCUCCGAUCAUAUCCGGGACAAACUUAAAAAAGAGCUUACGGCAGAACACGUGGACGUGGAGGACACAUCACCCAAUAGAUGUGCAACCAGCUUUAAAGUGCUUGUGGUUUCCACCCAAUUUGAGGGCAAGCCACUAUUACAGAGACACAGGAUGGUGAAUAGCUGCUUAGCUGAGGAACUGAAAGACAUCCACGCCUUUGAACAAAAGACCCUCACCCCAGAACAGUGGGAGAAACAGCAGCCAAAAUGACCCAGACAUGUAAUGUGAUGCAUUACACACAUAAAACAAACAAGUGCCAGUUCCGUCAGUUGAUUAUGUGCAGACCAUAGAAAUAUUCCAAUAUCCUGUUUUCCCUUUUUCUGCUUAUAAGAUAAUAUGUAUCAGUUCCUUAUAUUGGCAGUCCAGCAUUUGCUCCCUCACAUAUUUGCAAAAAAAUUUUUCUCUGCUUUAAAUUGUAAAAUUAGAAAAGUAUAUUGAAAGUGAAUUGAUAGCACUAUCUGCAGGGGGAAAGAGUGCUCCAGCAUUUUGUGAGUUCAACACUGCAUACUGUCAUUGUUCUUUUAAUGUGUGUAACAAUUUAAAAUGUAAUGGAAAACAGUAAGAGGAUUAAAGUAUAAAACAAACA